AGAGAUAUCUAUUUUUUCUUAUUUUUAUUUUUCUGACGACAAUCCGGUCCUAAGCCCCUCGAGGCUGUUGUUUCCGGACGGUAUAUUUUUGCGAACGUACUCCUCGUCUCGCCCAGCAGCUACAAUACCAGAUCAUGGAGUUCGCUGAGCUGAUAAAGACCCCCAGAGUGGACGGGGUGGUCCUGCACCGACCCUUUAUGCCCACCGUGGAGGGAACUCUGUGUUUAACCGGCCACCACCUGAUUCUCUCCUCCAGACAGGACAACACAGAGGAGCUUUGGCUGCUCCAUUCAAACAUAGACUCCAUAGAGAAAAGAUUUGUUGGCUCCCUUGGAAGCAUCAUAGUCAAGUGCAAAGACCUGAGGGUUAUUCAGCUUGACAUUCCUGGCAUGGAGGAGUGUCUCAACAUCGCCAGCUCCAUUGAGGCUCUGUCCACACUGGACUCUGUCUCUCUGAUGUAUCCUUUCUUCUACCGGCCCAUGUUUGAAGUCAUAGAGGACGGGUGGAAUUCAUUUCUUCCUCAGGACGCCUUUAAGGACCUGGAGUCCAUGACGGAUGAGUGGAGACUGAGCGAUGUCAACAAAGACUUCACCGUGUGCCAGUCUUACCCCCGUCUCGUGGCAGUCCCGAAGAACAUCGACGACGACACGCUGAAGAAAGUGGCCACGUUCCGCCACAGCGGCCGCUUCCCGGUGCUAAGCUACUACCACAAGAAGAACGGCAUGGUGAUGAUGCGGGCGGGGCAGCCCCUCACCGGCACCAACGGCCGGCGCUGCAAGGAAGACGAGAAGCUAAUCAACGCCACGCUGAGGCCAGGGAAACGGGGAUACAUAAUCGACACGCGCACCAUCAACGUCGCCCAGCAGGCCAAGGCUCGAGGCGGCGGGUUCGAGUCUGAGGGGAACUACCCCCAGUGGCGACGGAUCCACAAAGCCAUUGAAAGGUACAACGUCCUCCAAGAAAGCCUGAUUAAGCUGGUGGAGGCCUGCGGCGAUCAGUCCCACAGCAUGGACCGCUGGUUAAGCAAGCUGGAGGCCUCCAACUGGCAGACUCACAUCAAGGAAAUCCUCACCACUGCUUGCCUGGCGGCCCAGUGCAUCGACAGGGAGGGCGCAUCGGUGCUUGUCCAUGGAACAGAAGGGACGGACUCCACCCUGCAGGUGACCUCCUUGGCUCAGAUCAUCCUGGAUCCGGGGUGCAGGACCGUUAAAGGCUUCCAGGGUCUAGUGGAGCGAGAGUGGCUCCAGGCAGGCCACCCGUUCCGGCAGCGCUGCGGCCAGUCUGCCUACUCCAACAGCAAGCCUCGGCAAGAAGCUCCUGUCUUCCUGCUCUUCUUGGACUGCGUGUGGCAGAUCCUUCGGCAGUUUCCUUGCUCCUUUGAGUUCAACGAGAGCUUCUUGGUGCUGCUCUUUGAACACGCCUAUGCCUCUCAGUUUGGUACUUUCCUGGGUAACUGUGCAGCUGACAGAGCCAGACUGUCACUUCCUGAGAAGACGGUAUCACUUUGGUCGUGGGUGAAUCGGCCACAGGAGCUGGAGCGUCUCACCAACCCCCUUUACGAGGCCAACAGUCUUGUGAUUUGGCCCUCCGUGGCUCCUCAGAGUCUGCUCCUGUGGGAAGGAGUUUUCCUUCGCUGGAACCGCUCGUCCAAGUGUUUGGACGAGGCUUACGAUGAAAUGGUCCACAUAAUCGAAUACAACAAGGAGCUUCAGAACAAAGUGAACAGCCUGCGCCGGCAGCUGGCUCAGCUGGAAACCGAAGAUCCCCUGCUGAACACGCCAUAGAGAGAGAGAGAGAGAGAGAAAGGUAGCAAGAUGGUUUAAAGGCGGAGAAAAUGUCCAAAUAACUACAGAAAGGUCACGUUCAUUAUGUCCUUUGGCUUUAAUAAAGCUUAAGUGAUUCUCAGAUAUUUCAAAAUAAAUUCAGUCUUUUUGGUUUUAAGUGAAUUUAGGUAUUGAUUGCACAACGAGCAUUUGUGGGGUCAAUUGUUUAACGCGCACGUUUCUGAUAUGGGCUUCUUAACAAGCUUGGAUUAAAGCACUUCAUCUCACCGUAAUCUUGUGUCGUAAUACAUGAAGCUUUGCACACGCAGAAAAAAAAAACCCUAAAUCGCGCUUGACUUAUUAGCAGAUUUUUACUUUAGCAAAGCAUAAUCAAACCUAACUCCAAAUUUCUAAUCAUAUUCAGUUUUCUCAUAUAUGUAUAUGUAUAUAUUCGGGGUUUACAUUUCUGCCAAGCAUGCUGCCAAAUGUAUACGGCAUUAAGGCGCUGCAGCGUUUCUAUGGCAGCAUGCGUGGUGUUGUAAGGUGUUCGGAUGAAACGUGUAGGUUGGGUCAGCACCUUCUGUACUGUACAACAGCUGAGUUUUACGGAGUAGAAACAUCUGCUAUGUUUAACAGGUUUUUCGUUGGAGCUCGAGUUGGUAGCAUGAAAUUAUACAUAUAAGUAACAACUCAAAACAUUUAGUUUAUCCCAUCCUUGAACAUAAAAUGAUGCUAUCCAAUAGAAAUAUUGCUGAAGUUUGUAAUGCAGGACCAUUUUAAUGAUGGUGCUGUGGCAAAAGGGGCCCGUUUCUGAGAGUCGAUCCCAUUGACGUUCAUCUGCUUGAGUCUGUACUAAAGGAAGAUGUUGCUUCAAAGACCUAUACGUGUUUUGUCUAAAUAAUUGUUUAAUACUGUUGAGUUAAAAUGUAUUUGUGGGCUAUUAGGUACCUGACGCACUUUUUUAUUUGUUUUAUUUAGCGUGUACAAAGUCAUAUUGAGUCUCAUAGAUAUCAUGUCCAACAGUUGUACUGAAAAAGUAAAAUCAUGCCAAUAUUUAAAAUGGGUGUUAGUACAGACAACACAUUCCACAGUAGAAAUCUUUAGGACUUUUAAGUCAUGGGACAUGUUUUUUUUUUUCAUUUUUUGCUUUAAAGUAUGUUCACUUUGUGGAAAUAUGUAUUUUUUUUUUACUAGUUUACAGUAAAUAUCCUUGUCCCUUGUGUGUUCUGUGUGUAUUUUUACGUUUGCCAAACAACCUUUGACCUUUAAAUCAUUCAAAUUACAUUUUGAAGAAAGGCAAACCAUGUCGGAGAUAAACCAGCGUUUUGUUUACACGUGGCAAAACAUUAACCAAAAAAAAAAAAAAAAAACUCUUUUCAUUUCAUCUUUUGGGAUUUUUGUGUGUCGCAGACCUCUUUCUCAUUUCAGUUUCAUUACUUUUCAAACUGGGUUAUCGUAAUUUGUUUGCUUCAGCUAAAGAAGCAGGAAAUCAACGCUAUCCUCGUGACUGACGGCUGGUUAAAAGAAGAAAAAAAAAGUACCGCAAAUUCCAGUUUAAAAUUGCUUCUCCCAUUAGGUUCUUGUCAUCACGACACUAGUUCAUUCCCUGACUUUGUGAGAAUACAAGUUUUCCCCUUGAGUUUUCACUAAAUGCUGCUUUAACCUGUCGGUCACAAUGUUCUGGAUUAGCCGUGUUCAGAAAGCUUCAUGCUGCUCUCUGGUUAUUUCAUCAAAACGUGGAUCAGGGGUACGCAUUAGAAGCGCUGUUGUCAAUGACUAAAUGCAUUAUAUGUGUCUUUGUUUAAGUAUAAUCUGCACACCGUAGCUCACCUUAAGGGUUAUGUACUGUAAUAAUCACACUAAAGGACUUUUAAAUUGCAUUGCUAUGUGUUACCCUCAGCCAAAAAUCCAGCUUUUUCUUUGCUACGGUGGAAUUGGUGGUAAUUGUACAAAUUCAAGCUUGCAUUUAUAUCUCUGAUUUUUAUAUCUGUAAAGAAUCAAUGAAUGAACUCUAAAAAAAAAAACAA
Molecule: messenger RNA, 3790 nt
Organism: Fundulus heteroclitus (mummichog)
Lineage: Eukaryota; Metazoa; Chordata; Actinopteri; Cyprinodontiformes; Fundulidae
Gene: mtmr9
Product: myotubularin related protein 9
Exons: 10
Coding region: 135-1784 (549 amino acids)
Biological process (GO): negative regulation of autophagy
Source: RefSeq, a predicted model, not a curated record